This is a messenger RNA of Paramecium octaurelia, 849 nucleotides long. The record is from the annotation of a GenBank genome assembly. Lineage: Eukaryota; Ciliophora; Oligohymenophorea; Peniculida; Parameciidae.
AUGGAUUAAUAACAAUUUGAUUCUGAAUUGCAGACAUAUUUUCUACACAUUAAACAUGAAAUCAAAUAAGAACACAUAGAAUAUCUGAAAAAGCACCCAGAAUUAAAUUAGAUAUUAAAUGAUUUCACAAGUUAGAUUAUUUUGGAGAAAGUAACUUUUUAAUAAUAUUUCAGCCUGAUAAUGUUUAUCAAUAUGCUAAAGAAUACUUCAGUUUCUUUAAUCAAGAAAAAGAUCUCAAGACUUGCAAACCUUUAGUUGUUUCAGGAGCCAGUGGAGUUGGAAAAGUAAUUAUAAGUUAUUAAUUGUUCUUAAUAGGGAACUUUAUUAUAGAUGCUUUUUAAACAAUAUCCACAAUAAUUUGUAUUUAGCGUGAGCUACACAACAAGAGCACCAAGACCUGGUGAAGUUCAUGGAUAACACUAUUAUUUUGUUAGUAAAGAGGAAUUCUAGAAAGAAAUUGAAAAGAAGGCAUUUUUAGAAUAUUGUGAAGUACACGGAAAUUAUUAUGGGACUCAUUUGGCUCAAGUACAAAAGGUGAUGAAGUAAGGAUAAGUCUGUGUGAUUGAAAUUGAUGUUUAAGGUGCUGAAAAAAUUAGCAAAUCUAUGCCUAAUCAGUGUAAUUAUAUUUUUGUUAAUGCUCCAUCUAUUGAGGAAUUGAGAAAGAGACUAACUGGAAGAGGAACAGAGACGGAGGAAGUCAUUGAGAAAAGAAUGAAAAACGCGGAGAAAGAGAUAGAAAAAGUACAUUAAUUAGGAUUCUAUAAUGAAGUAUUAAACGAUGAUUUGCAAAAAACCUUUAAGAAACUUAUUGAUCUUCUCAAAACCUUUUAUGUUGAUCUAAAAUUAUGA